Thunnus maccoyii (southern bluefin tuna) is the source of this 2824-nucleotide messenger RNA. It is a transcript of the gene rnf2, whose product is annotated as ring finger protein 2. The record is from RefSeq and is a predicted model, not a curated record. Bases 117 to 1145 code for a protein of 342 amino acids. Gene Ontology annotation, molecular function: ubiquitin protein ligase activity; chromatin binding. Gene Ontology annotation, cellular component: ubiquitin ligase complex; PcG protein complex. The transcript is spliced from 9 exons. Lineage: Eukaryota; Metazoa; Chordata; Actinopteri; Scombriformes; Scombridae.
CUGGUAUGGUGCCUACAUUUCCCAGACUACAUCGCUGCUGGUGCAUUCGCCAUAUUGCCUUCGCCUAAACGCGCUGGCUGGAUAGGCAGUAUCCACAACUGAAAAUUUUUGCAGCGAUGACCCAGACAGUUCAGACCAACGGGGUUCAGCCCCUCAGUAAGACCUGGGAGCUGAGCCUGUACGAGCUACAGAGAACUCCACAGGAGGCUAUAACAGACGGACUGGAGAUUGCGGUGUCGCCCAGGUCCUUGCACAGUGAACUCAUGUGUCCUAUCUGUCUGGACAUGUUGAAGAACACAAUGACAACCAAAGAAUGUCUGCAUCGCUUCUGCGCUGAUUGUAUCAUCACAGCUUUGAGAUCUGGUAACAAAGAGUGUCCUACCUGUCGUAAGAAGCUGGUGUCCAAGAGGUCGCUGCGUCCAGACCCUAAUUUCGAUGCUCUGAUUAGUAAGAUUUAUCCCAGCCGUGACGAGUAUGAAGCCCACCAGGAGAGAGUGUUGGCCCGCAUUAGCAAACACAACAACCAGCAAGCCCUGUCCCACAGCAUAGAGGAGGGGCUGAAGAUACAGGCUAUGACCAGACUGCAGCGUGGUAAAAGACACACAGUGGAGAACGGCAGCGGAGCUGAAGACAACGGAGACUCCUCCCACUGUAGCAACGCUUCUGUCCACAGCAAUCAGGAGGCAGGUCCCAGCAUCAAACGCACCAAGACGAGUGAUGACAGCGGUCUGGAUAUGGACAACGCUGCUGAGAACGGGGGCGGGGACUCUGUGAUCGAUGGCGGCGCCAGCGAAAUAGAACUGGUGUUUCGGCCACAUCCCACCCUGAUGGAGAAGGAUGACGGUCACAACAGUGUGGAGUUCGUCCCUCGCUACAUUAAGACGUCCGGUAACGCUACAGUGGAUCACCUGUCUAAAUACCUGGCUGUCCGACUGGCUCUGGAGGAGCUAAGAAGAAACGCCGAGGCUAGUCCUGUUAACGUGGAGGCAGCUUCAGAGAAACAGUACACCAUCUACAUACCUACUGCUGGAAACCAGUUCACUGUUCUGAACGGUUCUUUCUCCCUGGAGCUGGUCAGCGAAAAGUACUGGAAGGUCAACAAACCCAUGGAGCUCUACUUUGCCCCUACUAAAGAACACAAGUAGACACACAUAAACACACACACACACACACACACAAACAUACACACACGCACACACUAGUAGGAAGUACACAGUUGGACUUGGCUACACUUGUUACACACAGACGAGGAGGAGGAGGAGGAGGAGGAGGAGGAGGAGGAGGAGGGGUGAAGUGUGUCUGAAGGAGAUGAGGAGGGUUGGUAAAACCCCCCCAAAAGGACUCUUGUAAAAAGAAAACUUUGUUUUAUAUUCUCUGUUAUCUUUCUCUGUGUCUCUUUCUAUCUUUCUCUCUGUAGAAGGUAGCAGAUCAGUACAGCAGCCAGCAGGUACAACUAAAGAGUUAACGGACUGCCAGCAGUGGUUGUAGAUUCUCUCUCCAGCUCUGAAAACCAGGGUUCAUUCAUGUCAGUCUGAAUUGCACGAUGCUGUUCUCCAAGUUUAAAAAAAAAACAAAAAAAAAAAGUAUUAUAUUGUAUUUUCCUUCAGCAAAGGCCCCUUUACACUGUGAGAUCUCCUCUGUCCCAAACCAAAGCUGACAACUGUGAGAGAAACAUGAUGGAAGUAUUCAAUCCUCGUCUCAACUAUCUCAAUUCACGAGGUUCCCCCCCCCCCCACCAACAUCGCAACAAGCUGCUCUGAUUAAUUGCUGUGAAGUGAAUGUACAAUGUGAUCGAUCAAUCAGUCUCUACCCCCCCCCCCCCCCCCCCCCCCGGCUGAGCUGAACCUAACAGACACACCUCAUAUCAUCAGUGUAGUUACUACAUGACUGUCUAAACAGUCGCCCUCCCUCGUUAAAUGUUGUUUUUUGCUGUGUGAUGUAGUGCUACUGUUAGUUUUCCCCUUAAUAAUAUUAUAUUUCAUAAAAUGUAAUUAUUUCUUCUGAUGAUCCAUGUGAAGUGCCAUUUUGUAACAUUAAAAAAAAAACAACAACAAACAAAACAGUCCCGGCCUUAUGAUGAUGUCAUUUACUGUAUUUUUUUUGGAAAAGGAGCAGCAUAGUUGGCUCGCCUGUGCUCGCAUACACACUUUUUUUUUUUUUUUUUAAACUUCAUGCAUCCAUUCAUCAGAUAUUAAUCACACAUUCUGACAGGCCUCAAAAGUGACAUCACACAGUCAGAAGACAGACUGGGACCAGUAAUUAGUGACUUGCUGGUAUCACACAGUGUAUAAGGGCUUUGAAUACUGCUUGAUAAAAACGACAGCGUUCACACUGAGAAACUUUGACCAGCAGUGGGCAGUUCUUUCUUUAUCAAGCUACACAGAUUGGAACUUAUUUUUUUUUUUGUAACGUGUCAAGUGUUUUUUGAGCUUUUCUUUUUUUUUUUUUUCAAUGUCUCUGUAGUCUUUCAAAUAAAACUUGUAGAGAACUGUGAAGGUUUGAAUGGCUGCAGUGUGUGUGUGUGUGUGUGUGUGUGUGUGAACAAGAAGGGAGAGAGAGAGAGAGCAUCGAAUGAAUGGUGACUCUUGAGCGUGACGCUACCAGUGUGAACGCAUAACAAUCCAGCUGCAUCAUCAGCAGGGUUUGUUGCUGUGGCCUCAGACUCGCUGUGGAAACCCUGAGUAGUGACAGAGAAUCUAACAGCUGUUGUCUUGAUCUGUUACCUCGUAGGAACAAACUGUCCUCUUAAUAUCUGUGGCUGCUCUCUAUGGCUUGUCCUUUUAUAAAUGUCUUUUUUAACAUGGGGAGGAAGGAGUGUGUGUGA